CGAUCGGCGGGCAAACGCUUUAUUACAUGCUUCGAAAUGUAAUUUCCCACGGACACUGUUAAGUUUUUUUAGUUGCAUGCCACAGCUGGUGACCAGGGAGCAACAAAGGGCAUAUGCUUGCGUGAACUAAGUGGGAUGACCACACGAGGGAUUGUCCAACGAGAGUAAAUGAGAGGUGUGCUCUUAUACUGGCCGUCUGGAUGACAAAGUAGUCUUCAUUCAUUGGACAUUGCAGAGAAGUUCCUGUUAACACACCAACAGACAUUCCCUUUCAUGAUACGCUUGCAACCUACAGAAUUACAACACACAAUUACCAAGUACCAGCAUGGCCGAGCAGCAGGAGGAGGCAGAAGGUGUGUACCUGGAGCACCAGUAUAUGUGCAGCGAGUGCCAUCAGCUCUUCAACACCCUGGAGGAAGUACUGAUCCACCAGCAGAUCCACAACGGCCAAGAAGGAGAAGGGGAGGUAGGGGAGGCCAUGACCAUCCAGGGUGUCCCAGAGAUGGGGCAGACCCAGCAGUACCAGUGCCUGGAGUGUGGCACCCUCCUCGUGAACCCGGAGGAACUGCUGCAGCACCAGGAAAUGCACAUGAGAGAGGCUGGGAUGGAGAUGGAGCAGCAAGAGCUGUGUGAGGUUCUGGAGACAGAGGAAGCAGGGUCAGAGGCUCAGGUGUCGGGACCUGUCCAGUACCAGUGCCUUGACUGUCUUGCUUUGUUUGACUCACCUGAGACCUGGCUUGAGCAUCGGCGGACCCACAGCAGGAGCAGCACACACAGUAACACAGAGACCAUUGAGUAUGUGCUACAGCCCGAUGGCACCGUCACUCCACUGAGCAGUAUGCAGAACUACGUGCUGAGUGAGCAGCAGGCUGGAGAGAUCUUGGCACAGGUACUUGCCCAGCAGCAGCGGCAGCAACAACAAAAGAAACGUCAGCCUGUCUCCAAACUUGCUGCACCCUCCCGUUCCUCCCUGCUGCCUCCAGUGACACCAGCCCCCGGCUCUGCCACCAUGCACCUGCAGAUUCUCACAGCUCAAGCUCUGGCAGACAACUCCAGCAUUCCCAGUCAGCGCCGCUCCAAGCUGCCCCCCUUGUUGCCUGCUGUGGGCCGAGGCUCUUUGGCAAAGCUGGGGGUCUUGGAGAACGGUGUCCAGAGACUGGAGUUAAGAUUGGCCCCAAGGGACCAGGAUGACACCCAGCAGCAGCAGCAACCAACAGAGGUGGUGGUCAUCCACCCUUAUGAGUGCUCAGAAUGCUCCCUCCUCUUCCACACCCCAGAGGACUUCCUCCAGCACCAGGGAGAACACUUCCUGGGUCAGGACAAAGAGAGUGGAGAACCCGGCGUCAUGAGUGGCCUCGAGGAGGUGCGGGGGAGGGAGGAGACUACAGAGAAGGUGGAGGACAUUAGGAUUAGAGUUGCAGAGAAGAAAGCAGCAGUCUGGUCCCAGUCCCAACAGUGUGAGCUCUGCAACCGCACCUUCACCUCUGUCAACCGGCUGGCUGCUCACAAACGAGUGCACGAGCAGGGCACACAUGAAUGUCCAGAGUGUGGCAAGGUGUUCAAGAAGACGACAUCACUGCAGACACACAUGCGCACACACUCAGGCGUGGCCAGGUACCUGUGUGUGGACUGUGGCAAUGGCUUUACUACUGAGAUGACUCUUAUCAUGCACAGAAAGUCCCACACUGCAGACCCCCUUCACAAGUGUCAGUUCUGCAACAAAACCUUCACCAACAUGACCAAGUACCUCUACCACCGCAGAACCCACCUCAACCGCGAUUCAUCUGACGCACCCGUCCCUGUGUCCAUGGUCUCAGCUCCAAGAAGAGCAUCUCUCUCCACUCUUGCCAUCCUACAGAGAGCAAGAGACAAGAAGAAUUCCCACACUGAUGAUGUGAAAAGCAAGCUGCUGGCCCCUCUCACAGAGGAGGAGAUGGAAAAAAUGGGAGAAGAUCCAAUACAAAGCUCUCAAGCAAACAACAAAGUAGAAGGAGGGGAAGUGAAGACGCAGGGGGAGGACAGCAACAUGGAGGUGUCUGCCCCACUUGAAGGCAACACCAGUGACCUGCAGCAGGUGGAAAAUGCCACCAAGCCUGGCUUAGCUACGAACCCUGUUCCCCUGGAUGACACUGGUGUCGAAGUCGCGUCUGGCCCCGCUGAUUCAGCAGAGGCUGCUUCAGCUGCAUCAUCAGACAAAGGGUCUUUUUCUUGUCGUACGUGCUCUAAGACCUUUCCCUCCCAGCUGCAGCUAGUUCACCAUCGACGCAAGUCACAUGUCACUGAGCGCAGAUUUGUUUGUGGCCACUGUGGCAAGUCCUUCAAGAAACAUAUCCACGUGCGCAACCACAUCCGCACUCAUACUGGUGAGCGGCCCUUCCAGUGCUCUGACUGUGGCAAAACAUUCUCAUCUCUAGCCAACAUGAUGAGGCACAAUCUCAUCCACUCUGGUGUGCGACCAUACCGCUGUGAUGUCUGCCACCGCUCCUUCUCACAGUCCUCCAACCUCCGUCAGCACAGCCUGAUGCACUCUAAUGCUGCAGCACUGUGCUGCCCGGACUGCCCCGCCACCUUUCGCUGGCCCACCAAGCUGGCAGCACAUCGCUACACCCAACACCCAGGGGCUCCGGCCCCUUUCCCCUGUCCUCACUGUGAGGCUGGCUUCCUGACCAAGAGGCAACGAGACAGGCACUGUCUGGAGCAGCACCCCACCCUGGUGCAAGCUGGUCCAGGGAUAGAAAUCAGCAAAGAGUCUGACAACCAAGCAGAGAUGGGCAAAGAUCUGACCUCAGAGCCCUCCACCUCAACCGCAGUAGAGACAGAAACAGAGGAUUCAACCAGUCUUGUGCGAGGGGGUCUAGAUUGCAGCAUUUGUGGGAAGAAGCUCAAUUCUCCUGCCAAUCUGCGACUUCACAGACUAAGCCAUGUCGCCUUAGGCCCUGGGCGGCCACGGUGCACGUCGGGGAAGCGGCCCAAAGCCCACCAGUGUCCUGUUUGUGGCAAACUGUUUGUGUCUUCCUCCGGAGUGGCACUCCACCAGAGAGUCCACACUGGUGAGCGACCCUUUCCUUGCCAAGUGUGUGGCAAGCGCUUCCGACAGAACACACACCUGCGAGAGCACCUGCGCACACACUCGGGUGAACGGCCAUUUCGCUGUGAAGUGUGUGGAAAGGGUUUCAUUCAGAGUAUGCACCUGGCUGAACACCGUCGAACACAUACGGGCGAACGGCCGCACGUGUGUCCACAGUGUGGCAAAGCCUUCAAGACCUUCUCCAACCUGAGGAACCACAAAAAGACUCACGCCAGGCAGCAAAGGCUGGACGAAGAGGCUGCUGUCCAGGCUGCCAUGGAGACCGGCUCUGCUGUGGCAGUCGUGGAUGCUUCGGCGGUGGAACUAGCUAAUGGGCAGCCUCAGCUCAUCCAGAUUGAAGCCUCAGAUCUUCAGCAGGCACAGGGCACUCCUACAAUCAUGUGUAAUGAAUUUGGGGAGACCAUAGCCAUCAUUGCGACUAGUGAGGGAGAAGCACUUCCUCUGGAACAGGCCUUGGAGAUCUAUCACACAGCUUUGGAGAGCAACCUAGCUGUGGAUGGACUGCAGCUCCUCUGAGGACUACUUUAAGUUGACAAAAAAUAGAAUUUACUCUGCUUUCACCAAAUUGAUGAAUUCAGUGCUAAUCUUUAUUUAAUCAUUCAAAUGAAAUGGAUGUUUUCUUCUGUUUCCAAGGAUUGUUUGUGCCGUUUAAGUAUUCUGUUGUAAAUAGGUGAAAUCAAUAAAUGUUUUUUUUUAAGA
Chelmon rostratus (copperband butterflyfish) is the source of this 3787-nucleotide messenger RNA. It is a transcript of the gene znf526, whose product is annotated as zinc finger protein 526. Gene Ontology annotation, biological process: regulation of transcription by RNA polymerase II. The transcript is spliced from 8 exons. Bases 326 to 3604 code for a protein of 1092 amino acids. The record is from RefSeq and is a predicted model, not a curated record. NCBI's taxonomy places the organism in Eukaryota, Metazoa, Chordata, Actinopteri, Chaetodontiformes, Chaetodontidae. Gene Ontology annotation, molecular function: RNA polymerase II cis-regulatory region sequence-specific DNA binding; DNA-binding transcription factor activity.